Drosophila ananassae is the source of this 2871-nucleotide messenger RNA. RefSeq lists its product as uncharacterized. The record is from RefSeq and is a predicted model, not a curated record. The transcript is spliced from 3 exons. Lineage: Eukaryota; Metazoa; Arthropoda; Insecta; Diptera; Drosophilidae. The coding region runs from base 982 to 2754 and encodes 590 amino acids.
UUGGCUUCGGCUUCUCAUGCACUGUGCACUGUUGGUGGUAGAAGAAAGAGCCAUGCCGUGCCGAGCCAAACAAACCAAACCAAUAGCCAGCAACUUGGCUCAGUCUCGCAGAAACGCUCAAAGCGUUCAGACAGCACUGGUGACUCGGACCACUCCGGUUGUGUGGCCAGAAAAGAAAACAAGCCCAGCUUGGAGUAACUUUCGUGCCAGUCCCGAACUGGAGAAAGGCCUAGAGAGACCCGAUCCCAAGCUCAUAAGCAUUUUUGCCAAGCGGGUGGCACAAAACACUCUCCAAUAUACAUACACACUCGCUUUCCACCAAACUGGCCACCAAAAGUAUGAGCUGACAUUGAUUCUGGGCCAAGACGGUGGUUCAGGGCUAUCGGGAUUACAAGUUGUUAACACAGUAGCCACCAAAAAAGAAAUAAAAUAAAAACAAAACCAGUUGAAGGGCAACGAGACCAGCUUCUCACCUGGCCUCCACCUGGCGCAUGCGUGCACGUGCAUAUGGAAAGAGACUCCAACUCAGACUCAAGAGAGAGUGUUUUGAGAGUUUUUUGUUUAAAAAAAAACUGGGCCAAGAACGAUCACUCGACAUCAGCUGAUGGGACAGUGAUAGUGGCUCUGAAACUGUGAGCGGAAGUGGUGUUCAAGUGACAUUGCAUAAUAUACACCCGAGCACCCGAAAUAAAGACAUAAACUAAAGCCAACUAACCACAAUAAACGAGAAAUGUAUAGGAGACCUGUGACAAAAUUGGCAAACUGUCCAAAGUGUGUGAAAAUAAUAACAAAAUCGGCAAACAGCGAACGAUAACAUAAAAGCCACGCUUUGUUCGUGACUCGUGGGUAAAAUCCCAAAAACUAACAAAUAAUACAAAAAGAUAAAUAAAUAAAUUGUUAGCCAAGUAAAUAAAUAAAAAAAAAAAAAAAUCCCAGAGGGGAGAAACAUAAAAGAAAAUCAUUGCGAGCAAAAUUCGUAAAAUGUCCAAACUGUUGAAAAUAAAUUCACUUUCGUUGGUGCACUGCCUGGCGGCGCUGCUUUCUGUGGCAGCGCUGCAGUCUCCACAACAACAACAACAACAACUACUAACAGCAACUGUUGCAACUGCUGCAGUAGCAGGAGCAGCAGCAACUACACCAGCAACACAAGCACCAACGAGCAACAUCAGACUUUUGAAUGCAACGUCGGAUGGUGGUGUGGCUGCCACUUUCAUCGACAACACCAGCAGCAAUAUCAACAUAAAUAGCAAUACCAAUAGCAACAGCAAUGAAGCUGCAGCUGCCACCUUUUAUGACCAACAGCAGCAACAACAUCAACAACAACAAGCAAAAUUGCAACAGCAAAAACCAACAACAGUGCAAUUUGCACAAAUAUCGGCAUUAGACAAAGAAGUAGUCGAUCGGCUGAUCAAGCAAUGGGCGCCCAUCGUUUGGCUGGCGCCCGAGGAGAAGUUCAUGCCGCUGGGCGUCGAGGAGUUCCUCCAGCACGUCCAUCCCAUGGACAAGGGCAGCGGCAGCUUCCGACCAGGUGUCCCCUUCAGCGAGUACUCCACCAAGUCGCAUCUGGUGACGAACAACGAGGUCCAGGAACUGCUGGAGAACGAACAGUCUUUCAUCUACGGACGGAAUCCCAACGAGAAACCUGUGCCCAUCUACGGGGUGGUCAGCCUCUGUCCACCGAAGAGGGACUUUAUGAGUCCAGUGGCACCUCCGCUGGCCAGCACUCGUGGCCCCUACAUACCGGUGUCCAUUGAUCCCCUGGAGGAUCGGAACAACACGGUUAGGAGGUCCUCGCGCUUGUAUCCACUCUUCCAGAGAGUGAAGCGCGAGGCACCCAUGUACAGUCCCCCGCUGAACGAGUACGAGGAGUUGGUGGUGGCGGAGACGACCCCGCGACCUCAGCCGGAGAAAGAUCUGGAGCAGGAGCCGGACAGCAGUGUUCCUGUCAACAAUUUCAUCGCCAAUCUGGCGGAUAAUGUCAAGUUCAGUGGAGGAACCGACAUGGACGACAAUCUGGAGGAGAACAGCAUCGGAGAGGCGCCGGAGCAGGAGGUGAAUGGUGGGAAGGGCAAGCUUCCGGGCUUCCAUGUGACCUACUGGAUGUUCUAUCCCUACAGCCAGGGCAAGACCAUGUGCACCGUCAGCCUGGGUCCGCUCGGCAGGAUUCCCUUUCCAGCUGUUUAUGGCUACUGUCUCGGGAAUCGCAAGGAUAUUGGCAGCCAUGUCGGCGAUUGGGAGCACAUGAGCCUAUACUUUAAUGGGGAUGCCGAGCCGCAAGCCAUGUAUGUCUCGGCCCAUGAUGCGGGGGCCUACUACACUUACAACCGCCUGACAGGCUCCUUUGAGUUUCGGCGGCAGGAGACGCGCAAGGGCAUCCUGCAGCGCCCCAACUUUCCCAAAACGGUGACCACUUUCAAGAACCAUCCGGUUCUGUUUGCCGCCAAGGGGUCUCAUGGCCUGUGGACAGCUCCCGGCAAGCACCGAUUCGUCAAGGUGGCUCGUCUCUACGACAUUAAUGGAUUCGGAACACCCUGGAAUACUUGGAAGGCCGUGGACAUAAGCUACGAGAACCUGAGAUCGUAUGGACGAUCUUUGGUGCCCGAUUGGCUGACGUAUCGCGGCAAGUGGGGCAACCCGAAGAGCAAAUGCCAUCCCUUCCGGCGGAUCGGAUUGAACUUCUGUGAGUUUACGGAUGGACCGACAGGCAUACCCCUCAAGGAGCCACACUUCCAAUGCGGCGCCGACUACCGCUGAGUAGUCAGCCCCUCCUAGGCUUAGACUAAUCUUUAGCAAAGUAUUUAUUGUGAAAUCCACCCAAAAAGAUCCCUUCAAUGAUUAAAAAUGAAGCAACAGUAUAGGAAACUACUUACU